This is a messenger RNA of Eremothecium gossypii ATCC 10895, 867 nucleotides long. RefSeq names its product prion domain-containing protein RNQ1 (gene RNQ1). The transcript has a single exon. Bases 1 to 867 code for a protein of 288 amino acids. The record is from RefSeq and is marked provisional. Lineage: Eukaryota; Fungi; Ascomycota; Saccharomycetes; Saccharomycetales; Saccharomycetaceae.
AUGACGGAUAUCAACAAGCUUAUCAGCGAGGCGCAGAAUCUCAUGGACCGUGGGAACCAUGGCGGAGCCGUGCAGAAGCUCACGACCGCAGCGGGUAGCAAUCCGGAUCAGUCGCAGGUGUCCUCGAUCGAGAGCCUUAUUGGAAAGAUGACCAACCAUGUGAUGGGCAAUGCUAAUACCAGAGAUGGAGGAGGCGGCGGGAUUGCCAGCCAGCUAUUCUCGUCGCUGACAGCCAAUUCUCAGGGCUCGCCGCAGGCACAGCUCGGGAAGCUUGCGUUGUUGUCGAAAGUUUUCGGCGGGAACUCUGGCGGGGGCGGGUUUAACCUCGGAUCGGUGGCUUCGCUAUUCUCCGGAGGCAAUGGCUCUGGUGCCGCAGGUGCAGCCGGAGCGGGUCUCGGUGCCGCGGGACUAGCGUCGCUUGCCUCCAGCAUGUUCGGUGGUAACCAGGGUCAGCACCAUCAAGGCCAGCAGCAAGGCCAGCAGCAAGGUCAGCAGCAAGGCCAGCAGCAGUACCAACAGGGCGGUCCUGGGUAUAACUCUGGCGGCCAGCAGGGCGGCAAUUACGGGCAAGGUGGAAACUUCAACUUUUCCGGGCACUUUGAUCCAAACGCCAAUCAGUCCGGCUAUGGUAACCAAGGACAGGGUGGCUAUGGACAGCAGGGCCAGGGUGGCUACGGCCAGGGUCAGGGCGGUUAUAGUCAGCAGGGCCAAGGUGGUUAUGGCCAGCAGGGCCAAGGUGGUUAUGGCCAGCAGGGCCAAGGUGGUUAUGGCCAGCAGGGCCAGGGUGGCAACGGCCAUGGCCAGAAUCAAGGAGGUGGCAGCGGGAACGGUCUAGCAAACCUCGUGGGCAGCUUCUUCGGAAAAUAA